UCCAGCCCUUAUUCCCCUGCAGCAUCUCCCAGUGCCAAGCCAGGAGCUGGCUUGCUCUCCCUCUCCAUCCCUCUGUACCCACAGCAGUGAACUCUUCUAAAUGCAGUGUGUGUUUGCUUGUAUGGUCUUUCUCUUUCUUAUUGAAUGCGUUAUGAGAUGUGAAUAGAAGAGUCCUGAGAGGUGGACAACAGUGUGAUGCCACGAUUCGUGACUGUGGACAGAGGUUUUCUGUUCUUCAUAACUGAUUUUUUUUUAAACCUUUUUUUUUUUUUUUUUUUUCAGGACAAUGUACCAGGAUUUCCUUUUCCUUUUCUUCCUCUCCUUCCAUCCCCAUAAAUGCCAAGAUCAAAGCCUGGUUGAAAAUCCAUAUGAAAUGCCCAAAGACUAUCAGCAGGUCUACAGAGGGACAAAAAAUGAUGUCAAAGAGAUCCCAAAGGUUGCAAAGCCCUUCAUUUCUGAAGUGAUCUUUGUGCAAACCAGCAUCACUGCUAUAAGGAAAGGUGCCUUCAGGUACAUGCCCAACCUGAUAAAGAUUUUGUUUAUUGGCAACAAGAUCAAAACAGUUGAACCUGGAGCCUUUGAUAAUCUGGACAACCUGAGGGACUUGGAUAUCUCUGGUGCCUCGUUAGAAGCACUGUCUGUGGGCACUUUCCAAAACCUCCCAAGCUUACAGAGGCUGGAGUUGAGAGACAGCCAACUCAGAUACAUCCCCAAAGGCCUGUUUGAUGGGCUGGAAAAUUUGGGAGAACUCUCCCUGCACAUCAAUGCAAUCCCUUCUCUUCCAGAAGGCAUUUUUGAUUCUCUCAUCAAUUUAACCUUUUUGGACCUGUCUAGGAACAGGAUCACAACUCUUCCUGUGAAUGCCUUUAGCAAACUUACCCGGCUUCAAGUCCUCCGGUUGUAUGAGAAUGAGUUGCAAGACCUCCCAGAGGGACUGUUGGACAGUCAGCUGGAGCUGCUGGAGCUUAGCCUCCAGAGCAACAGGCUCAGGGCGCUGCCAUCCAUGUUCCUCAGAAGCCUGCCUCACCUGGAGAAACUCCUCUUGGACAAUAAUCUUAUUAGGGUUCUCCCACCUCAGGGUUUUUUUGGUUUAAACAAAUUGAAGCUGCUGACUCUGGGUUCAAACCAUAUCAUGGAGCUCCCCUGCUGCCUUUUUGACACCAUGCCAUACUUAUGGGAGCUGGACCUGGGCAGGAACAGUUUGGCCACACUUCCAGAUGGCAUCUUUGUCAACCUUACAUCCCUUGGAAAACUCAUAUUGUCCCACAACCAGCUGUUAGCCCUGUCAAGAGGAGCUUUCAUUGGGCUCAGUAAGCUCCUGGACCUCCAGCUGGACACAAAUCAGCUCUCUGCUCUGGAUGAAGAGGUCUUUGCUUCUCUCCCAAAUCUGAAAACCCUCAACCUUCGAAAGAACCAGCUGGAGAGUGUUCCCCGAGGGCUCCUGGACCCCCUGAAGAAGCUCAGCUCAGUGUAUCUGAGUGGUAAUCCAUGGAGAUGUGACUGCAACCUCUGCUCCCUGCGCAGCUGGAUCCUGGGUAACAGUGAGAAGGUCAAAUUGUCCACCCAAGUCUCAUGCAAGAGCCCACCCCACCUGGCAGGGCAAGCAGUAACAUUGCUGAGGGAUGACCACUUAAUCUGCCCAGCUACUCUGCCUUUUUCAGCUUCUUUUAUCCCCUCUCUGCCAUUUAACUCCACAUCAUCACAAAGGAUGUCAACUUUGCCAUCACUUGGAGGUUUGUCCACAGCAACGCCAACCUUGCUGUCAUUGGCAGCCUUUCCCAUCAGGACACUGACAACUGUUCUGUCACCUGUGGGCACCUCUGCCAUGUUGCCAACUGUGCCAAAGGAGGACACCUUCACCACUCCAUUGCCUACUGUGCCAUCUAAGGCCUUUGUCACCACCUCACCAUCAGCUGUGCUGCAGAAGGCCUUCAGCAACAGCCCAUCAACAACCAGUGUGGCCAAAUCCUUCAUCACGACACCAUCAACAACCAUGGUGCCAAAGGCCUCCAUCACCACCCCAUUACCAGCUGCGCUGCCAGAGACCUUCAACACACCAACAACUGUGCUGCCAACAGCCUGUAUUGCCACACCAUCAUCAUCAACUGUGAUGCUCAAGGCUUUCAUCACCAGCCCAUCACCAGCUGUGCCAGCUUCAGCCAUCAUAAGCCUACAGUCUCCUGGGGCCACCCACCUAGAACCUGUGCCAUCCACUCUAGCUUCUGCCACCACACAGGUGCCAACCAACCCAUCGGCAGCCACCACCAGACAUGUGCUUCCUGUUCUUCUGGUGCCCACCAGACCAUUGGCAACCACCACCAGACAAGUGCCUCCUGCUCUUUCAGUGCCCAGGGAGAGGCCAGCCACCAUCCCACAGGGAACACCCAUAACCUCCCUUGUCUCAGCCCCCUCCAUGGCACUCUGGCCAUCCCCCAGGACUGCUGCGCAUGGCACGGUCCCAUUGGCCUCACACUCCCCAUCCCACCAUGCUCCUGCACCAGGCAGGGAGCGGGACCAUGCCACCACAUGGGACUCAUCCCCAGCUGGCUCCCAGCCCACCCCCAGUGCCCCCCAGCACGCUGCUGCCCCGGCAGGCACCGUCCUUCUCCCAGUGCCUCCCAUCCCCCUGCCGCCAGACCACAUGAGCCCCUGCCCGGCCUCCCCUCCCCUGGCCCCCAGCGGUCAUCGUGCCUGGGGCUGGUCCCUGCGAGCCAGUCCACGGCAGUGCCGACUGUCCCUGGCCCUGGGGCUGGCCGCGCUGGCGCUGCAGGCAGCCUGCCUGCUGCUGUGGGGGAUGCUCGUCCACCUCCUUCACCAGGGCACCCGACACUGCCCCAGGCCUCCUGUGAGGCUGCUGAGCCUUCAGUUCCUGGGUGAUCCGGGGACCCCUGAGCCAGCCCAGGCACCACUUUAA
Molecule: messenger RNA, 2914 nt
Organism: Empidonax traillii (willow flycatcher)
Lineage: Eukaryota; Metazoa; Chordata; Aves; Passeriformes; Tyrannidae
Product: leucine-rich repeat-containing protein 70-like
Exons: 1
Coding region: 287-2914 (875 amino acids)
Cellular component (GO): extracellular matrix
Molecular function (GO): protein binding
Source: RefSeq, a predicted model, not a curated record